GAGCGCUGUUGGAACUUUGGAGUUCAGAGCUAUCCAGGAGCCCAUUCGAACGCUGCCCAAUGUGUAUCAGUUUUACCAAGCCAAGGCGCGCGAUAUCGACUUCGACACACAAGAAGUAGUGUGUGAUUCAAUUUACGGCUCGGGUAGCUUCAGUAUCAAAUACGACAAGUUGGUGAUGGCUAUGGGUGUGAAGACGAACACGUUUGGAACGAAGAAUUUGGUUGAGCGCGAAGGCCAGGAGGUAUUUUUCCUCAAGCAUCUAUGGCACGCCAGAAGUAUUCGCAAUCGAACGAUUGAGGUAUUUGAAAUCGCGGCACUCCCCCAGGUAGGUGUACAGGAGAAGAAACGUCUGUUGAGUUUCCUGAUUGUGGGUGGAGGGCCCACAUCAUGCGAGUAUGCGGCGGAGCUAUACGACUUUCUCAGUGAAGACAUGGCAAAUUUGUACCCAGAUCUGGUGGAACACACUACGUUGACACUCGUAGAAGCUGCGGAUGCCAUUCUGGGACCUUUUGAUAAUCAUUUGCGUGCUUAUGUGGAGCGAUUGUUCAACAAGCGAAAUAUAAAAAUACGGACAAAAACAGCUGUAACAGGUGUGGAGUUGUGCCAUGUGGAGGGGUUCCAUCACGAAUCGACGAAGGCAAUUAUGAGUGAUGGUACUGAGCACCGGUUUGGCACCUUAGUUUGGAGUGCUGGGCUGCAGCCUGUCAAGUUCACUGACAAGGUGACAAGUAAAGGUAUACAACGAACCGAGGCAGGAAGGAUUAUCAUAGACGAGUAUCUGCGAGUCAAAGGCCACGAGGGGAAGGUAUGGGCCAUAGGCGACUGUGCUGAGUGCGAGACCAUGCCUCUGCCGCUACUGGCACAAGUCGCACAGCAACAGUCGGGCUAUAUGGCCAAAGUGUUAACUAAGAGCAUCCGCGAGGACGAGAAGGCGUUCCAUUUCUACUCUCUAGGCAGUAUGUUGAGUGUGGGUAAAUGGAAGGGCAUCUAUGACGGGCAAAGCCUGGGCGAUCCAUAUGGAUGGCGAGCCAAGGUGACGAACAUCAGUGGGUUCGCUGCGUUUAUCACGUAUCGCACGGCUUAUUGGGGGAAACAAGUGAGCUGGACAAACAAACUACUCAUACCAAUGUACUGGUUCAAGAGUUGGGCUUUCGGCCGGGAUAUAUGUCGAUUCUGA
Sphaeroforma arctica JP610 is the source of this 1177-nucleotide messenger RNA. RefSeq lists its product as hypothetical. The record is from RefSeq and is a predicted model, not a curated record. NCBI's taxonomy places the organism in Eukaryota, Ichthyosporea, Ichthyophonida. The annotation marks the transcript as partial. The transcript has a single exon. Gene Ontology annotation, molecular function: NADH dehydrogenase activity.